Messenger RNA from Piliocolobus tephrosceles (Ugandan red Colobus), 525 nucleotides. RefSeq names its product family with sequence similarity 9 member C (gene FAM9C). Lineage: Eukaryota; Metazoa; Chordata; Mammalia; Primates; Cercopithecidae. The record is from RefSeq and is a predicted model, not a curated record. The transcript has 6 exons. Gene Ontology annotation, biological process: spermatid development; meiotic cell cycle. The coding region runs from base 1 to 525 and encodes 174 amino acids. Gene Ontology annotation, cellular component: synaptonemal complex.
AUGGCUGCCAAGGACCAGUUGGAGGCUCAAGUUAUGGUCGCCCAGGAAAUGGAGCUUACGGUUUGUCUUUUUUAUUUUAAUGCGGGAAAGGCUCCAGUAAGUUAUGAGCGUGAGGAAAGAAAACCUGUUACAGAGACAAAGGAGGGAGAUGUAACUGAUGAGCAUCAGGAAAGAGAACCUUUUGCUGAAACAGAUGAACACGUGGGGGUUGAUACCAAGGAGCUAGAAGAUAUUGCAGCUGACAUUAAAGAGGAUCUUGCUGCAAAGAGAAAAAGGAGUGAAAAGAUUGCAAAAGCUUGCAGUGAAAUAAAGAAUAGAGUUAAAAACGUUUUGAGAACAAUGCAACUAAAAAGGCAGAAACGUGAUUACAGAAUUUCUCUGAAGUUGCCGAAUGUCCUUGAAGAGUUCACCACAGAUGAGCAGAAAGAUGAGGAAGGAGAAGGAGAAAAGGAAGAACAAAUUAAGAUAUUUCAAGAGCAACAAAAGAGGUGGCAACAAGAUAAGAAAGGAACUGAAAGAGAUUGA